GUUGUUAUAUUUACGGAAAUAAGAAGAAAAGUCAAAAGCUUCGGAAACGAUUCUCGGUUUCAAUGUUUAUGUUUUGUAAACUGAAACACUAUCGAUUAAGGUGCGCUAUUAUGCGGCAAUACGUGAAAAAAGCCUAGCGGUUAACCAUAUUACUCAAUGAAUCACACAGCACUUGUGUAGGUGACGAUACCAAAAGCAUCAUAGGAAAAUCACCACAACAAUACGACUCGCUCCAGCGAAGUGUGAAGAAUUAUGUGAACCCCAAGACUUCGAAACACAAACAUCGCCGACGAAUGCAUUGAUGAUUGCAUGCAUGGUGUUAAAAAUAGCAUUCAGUAAAAGUUACACGCUGCCGAUAGUAUUUUAGUUGCUUGGAAGAUUACUCUCAAGUGAAGUUGUAACUCAGUAACGAAUCCAGUGCCAUGGGAAACACACAAGCAGCCAGUGAAGCCAAAGACAGCAGCGUCCCGAAGCUGCCCAAGCAUAAUCUGGUAAAAGGGCGCAGUUUUAUGAAAUUUGGCAAGAAAAAGCAACUGCUGGUGGACCACGACGGUACCUCAACGAUGGCCAUUGACUGCAGCAGCAAAUCCGAGGUGGAUGCGGAGAACGAGGACGGUUUUUCGCACAUAUUGAUUGAUGGUAGUAGUGCAACAGCGACUCCAGCAUCCUCUAGUCAAGGUCGUCAUCUGUCUAAAUCAGCUGAUUCAUUGCUAGCGGAAGGUGCUAUCACCAAACGGGAUUAUGAGUUUGUCUCGGGAAACGAUUGCUUCGAAAAAUGCUCCAAAACGGAGACAGGAGCUCAUGAAGCGCAGCACAUCACCGAUAGUGGCCCUAUCGCGGUACCGCUAGACACCGAUAGUGCGGCUGACAUAGCUAUGGCCCGCGACGCUGCCGUCGCACUACCGGCGGCGGCGGCCGUAGCCAAUAACUUAGCAACGAUGACGACAUCAAUCUGUUCAGACAAUAACAACAAAGCACAGGCACACGCCAACGAAGACGACACAAACAAGUCGGUGACCUCCUUCAACGAAACCGGCAGCCUCGCAAUCAGCGCCACUCAGUCAGCAACACUUGCACAGGCAAACAAUUGCACCAAAACACCACAAAUACAACCAUCGCUGGAAGUGGCGAGCAACAAAUUACCGGCUUCAUCCGCUGCUAUAGCAACAAAGCCGAACCCAAACAGCCUCAGUAGCAAACUGGUUCUGGAUGAAGGCACAACAAAACAGCUGAACGUCUACAACUACGACCCGUCGUCCGGAUCGAUCGUAGUGACCACUGACUCCUGGAAACGGGCUCAAUUGCUCAGUGAGAACGUGACCGCACUUCACGGGAUAGAGGCACAAAGUAAAGAUCGUACCGGCAAGGUGAUUUAUCUACUGGAACACACCACUUCGUCCAGCUCGGACUCGAUCUUCACUGAUCCAUCCACUCCACUGGGGACGUUUGCCACGGAAAUCAACCAGGCCUACUACUCCGAAGAGGAUCUCCUUCAAUCGCAAGAAAACGCCGAGCUGACUCCAGUCACAAAGGAUCAAACUGUGACACCGUUCAAGUUUCAGCAGCUUAGUGUUCAUAAAAUUGAAUCGAUCGACUUAGAUGCUAAUAAGUUAAAGAGUGACGAGUGGAGGGAGAAAUUAGCGAUCUCUAAUGUGUCCAGUGUCAGUGUCAAAAGUAACAGUGAUCAAUGGUUGGAAAAGUGUCGCGUAGAAAAUGUUAGCUGUAUCAGUUUAAAUGGGCAAUUCAGUGAGUUCGAAGAAGAAAAUGUGAUUCCAGUCGUUUUCGAAGACGGCGAAGGUGAAGAAAUGGCGCUAAAUUUACGCAACAAUGCCGGCACACCUUGUGCCACGGUACACAUUCAAGCAGCCGAUGGACUCGCGACGCCAACAGAUGAAUGCAAGGACAAGAGCAUAUUCAAUGUCGCACGGGUUAAAAAAGUGGAGCUCACGGAAAUCAAAACGCCCAGUUCGCUUUACGCUACCCCAUUACCGAUACCUCACUCAGCCGAGCCAGUGCGAGCGAGUUCUAAUGAGCAGCAAUGGGCAACGCCGAAGCUCCCCGUGGGUGAGGGUAACGUUCUUCGUAAGGUAGUAUCGCUCUCUUCCGGCAAAGUCGGUGAAAGUACUCCCGUGAGCCGAAUAUCCCGUCCAACAUUUGUCCCGGAAAAAUUGAACUUUUCCGCGUAUGAAAAGUUUGAAGGUCAAAUGCUGAUGAACUGGCUUUCAUCCACUCUUCUCUCGACUAAUGUAACGGUCAACGAGCACGAGUUGCAUACAGUGAUGCUGCAGUACUGCACCAACCUGAUGGUGGCCGGUGUGAUAAAACAGAUUCCGGAUAAACUGGCACCGAUGCAGGAGACGUUUCGGCCAAACCUCAUGUACCAGUGGACCCAUACGGAAGUACCGUCGCCAGCACCAUUGACACCAGGUAGACUGGAGCCACACGUUGUUUGGCCACACAUAGUCCCAUCCACUGAAACGACUACCAAAACAGCCGCCCAUUCCACUACCGGCCCUUCGGAAGUAAACGAGGCAGAAGGUUUUAUAAAAACUAGCACCCCAAAGGUACCCAAAACCAAGGCCGACUCAACUGUUGAAGAUCUGAAAAACAAAGUGAGCAAGUGUGAAACAAUAAAUGACGUGAAAAGACUGAUUCGAACAUUCUUUAGUGAAGUAGAAAGCGGUGACGCUAGCCUGGUAGAGAUAGUUGAAGGGAAGAAUCGGAAGUGUUUGCUCAGUGAUCUACUGAACGAGACCGAAGUAACAAUUUACGAGACAGACCACAAAAAACUAGCACAAGAACCAGAUGCAGCUGAGAUACCGCCAAUAGCGCCUCCACUUGAUAGUUCGACAUCGGCACAGGAACCACGUACUAAUGGAAAUUUCUCAGUUGAAUGUGAUUCCAAUACCAAUAACGCUAGCUUGCCUAACAGUAUUCUUAACCGCAAAGAAUGUUCCUUGCCCGACGCUAACAGCAACGAUAGCAAUAGAAACCUAACUAACGGCACUGUGUUCAAUAACAAUGCUAACGAGACUCACGGUGCAAUGUACGUCUGUAGAAACUGUAUGAAACAAGUAGUUGUAACGAACGAGCGUGGUACCUGUGUAACCGGAAGUGACACCCUCGUAGGAAGUAGUUACGAGCCCGUAUUUCAUCAGAGCAAACGUUUCACUACACAGGAAACGCAAACUGAUCCCGAGAAAGCGAGCGAUGUUAUAUCUCCAAAAGCUCUUCCUCAAUCUUCUACAUUACCCCCACCACCUCCACCUCCUCCUCCACUACUUCCUUCCUUGUCUAAAGCUACACCACCACCUCCUCCACCCCCGCCUCCCCCUCCAGCACCACCACCACCAGCAUGCAUUCCACCUCCUCCACCAAUGCUACCAGGAGCCUUCACUAAUGCACCACCGGCUGCGCCUCCCUUACCACCACCACCACCACCGCCACCAUUUGCAAUACCACCAGCACCAAUGGCCAUGGCAAACGGUGCACCCGCACCACCUCCGCCCAUUGGUGCAACCGUUCCCGCGGGACCAGGUAAAUUACCGUCAAGUACUACUCAGAGUGGCCACGCUGUCAUGACUGGCCCACCACCACCAUUACCAUUACCAAUACCAACGCCCGGAGGAUGGUAUCACACAAAUACAUUUCGCAAGACCGCCGUGAAUCCUCCAAAGCCGAUGAAGCCACUUUAUUGGACUAGAAUAGUAGCGCCGAAGAUAAGUCCUGUGACGGAAACGGACUCUACAAGUGAAAGCGCAAUUGCUGAAGAACAGAAUAUAGCUCUCUGGCAGGAAUUAGAAGAGACGAACCUCGACAACCUGGAUGAGUUUACUGAACUCUUUUCGCGUCAGGUCGUAAUACCAAAAGUGAAGGAAAAGGUAGAAAAACCAGAGAAAACGAUCAAAGUGUUGGAUAGUAAACGAUCACAGAACGUAGGAAUUUUUGCCAAAAGUUUGCACGUGGAUUUUGUUGAGAUCGAAUUUGCGAUCUAUCAUUGCGAUACAUCGGUGGUAAGCUUGGAGGCUCUUCAGAAGAUUAUGGAAAUUAAGGCGACCGAUGAAGAAUUGGCCCAGAUUAAAGAUUGUGCGGAGGGAAAUAUACCCUUGGAUCCACCAGAGCAGUUCCUACUACGAAUCUCCAAUAUAUCGUCCUUUUCCGAACGCAUUUCCUGUAUUGUAUUCCAGGCCGAAUUUGACGAGCAUUAUAUUUCAGUAACUAGAAAAUUGGAGACGGUGAAGCACAUUUGCGAGUUUCUUAUUGAGAAUGAGCAACUCAAGCAUCUAUUCUCCAUUAUUCUAACUCUCGGCAAUUACAUGAACGGAGGUAAUCGAACACGCGGUCAAGCCGAUGGAUUCGGACUAGAAAUUCUCGGCAAGCUUAAAGAUGUCAAAUCGAAGGACAACAACAUUACGCUGCUGCAUUUUAUCAUAAAGACCUACAUCAGUCAGUGUCGAAAUAGUGGCCAGCUAUUGCAUGACGUGAAACUUCCUGUGCCAGAUCCUGGUGACUUGGACCGUGCUGUUCUGGUAGAUUUUGAUGAUUGCAGGACGCAACUGAAUAUGCUAAAGUCUAAAACUGACGAAUGUCGUCGUAUUACUGAAAAGGUUAUAGGUAACCCCACUGAAACCAACAUUCAACCCUUCAAAGAGAAAAUGGAGGCAUUUAUCGAAGUUGCAUCAAAAAGAAUCGAAAAACAAUACGGUAGACUGGAUGAGUGUCGGGAGAUUUUCGUUAAGACAAUGAUCUUCUACAAAUUCACGCCAAAAUCUGGAACACUUGAAGAAUGCAAGCCCGAACUAUUUUUCGAGCCUUGGACCUCGUUUUCCCAUGACUUUAAAAACAUUUUCAAAAAGGAAAUACUCCACAUCUCCAACGAACUAUUGAAGAAAACGAAACGGAGGCCACCAACCGCACCAAGCAAUCCCAAGCAGACAUCUUCCGGAAAACAGAAGGCCGGUUCCUUGAAAGAGCGUUUAAAACGUUUGAGCGGCAAGCAUUAGGAGGUGCAAGUUAUUCGGUACAACGCAUUUGCAUGACAUUCACAGAUAUACGAAAGCCUUGCAGUAUAUCUCUUUAUGCUAAAGACAAACAUUUAUUCGGUCAUCAAUAUAAUCAAAAAUCUUAUAUACGCUUAUCCUGGAGAAAUUACAUUGUUAUGAACACCAUUGUCAUAUCUCAGUAAAAAAAAUUGCAUAUUUAUAGUGUUCAAUAGAAUCGGUUGCUAAUUUUAACUCUUCAAACGACGAUAUGAUAGAUUAGUUAAUAAGACGAAGAGAAAGUAUUUAACUGUACAAAUGGUAUUAAAUAAAACUGCAUCAAACCUCGUUAA
Topomyia yanbarensis is the source of this 5332-nucleotide messenger RNA. RefSeq names its product protein cappuccino (gene capu). The record is from RefSeq and is a predicted model, not a curated record. The transcript has 9 exons. NCBI's taxonomy places the organism in Eukaryota, Metazoa, Arthropoda, Insecta, Diptera, Culicidae. Gene Ontology annotation, cellular component: cytoskeleton; actin filament; cytoplasm. Gene Ontology annotation, molecular function: actin filament binding; microtubule binding. Gene Ontology annotation, biological process: actin nucleation; actin filament network formation; cortical actin cytoskeleton organization. The coding region runs from base 423 to 5003 and encodes 1526 amino acids.